Molecule: messenger RNA, 689 nt
Organism: Chara braunii
Lineage: Eukaryota; Viridiplantae; Streptophyta; Charophyceae; Charales; Characeae
Source: the annotation of a GenBank genome assembly
CGAGAGGAAGCGGAGGUCGGAGGGAGGGGGAGUGACACAGUCGAGGCGGAGUUCGAGGGCAAUGGCGCAUCAGGUGGUUCGCGCGGCACUGCUUCUGUUGGUUAUCGUUGCGGUCGAGGCAAGCGCGCCGCCUCCACGCGGGGUGACUAUUGGUUAUGCCACCUACCAAGGUACUGGCUGCAAUUACUACAACUCCAAUCUGUUUCGGUCGGACGACUACACGACCGUCGGCUUCCUGUUGGAUGGGAUGGUUGCGGCCACAUCAUCACUUGCCGCCAGGAGGGCGAAUUGCGCCAUCUCGUUCAGUCUGCACGACCCGGGUGGCCGGAGCGUCGCCAUUACCAAGGCAACGGUCAGCGGGUUCGCUGACAUCAACCACGACUCCCGGGGCACCUACGAGGUUAAGUACUGCUUCGCGGGACAAACAGGUACGGCGACGAUCGAGCGCAAAAUCGAAGGUCCAUAUGUCGGCAGCUUCAAGUACACGGACGACUUCCUGACGGUUGUCUCGAGCGAGUGCAGCAACGCAGUUAACGUAUUAAACGUCAAGACGGUGGUGAGAGUGGACGGCCCGAAGGCUCUGAUGGGGAUGGACGGCAACGAUAACAAGUUCAAGAUCAGCUUAAACCUUCGAUGGAGUCGGUGUUCGUAAAAUUGAGACCCCCAUUCAGCAUCUCGCAAUGACGUUG